Messenger RNA from Misgurnus anguillicaudatus (oriental weatherfish), 7118 nucleotides. The record is from RefSeq and is a predicted model, not a curated record. NCBI's taxonomy places the organism in Eukaryota, Metazoa, Chordata, Actinopteri, Cypriniformes, Cobitidae.
AUGGAGGAACAAUUCAAAGCCCUGGCUGAAUUGGUACAACAAUUGCAGGCAGAUAACCAACAACUUCGGGAAGAACUCCUUAGGAGGCCUGCUAAUGUUGGUGGAGAUGAGGCACAGGCUGCUAGCCCUAGGCAUGAGGUUGAUGCCCGUCCAUCCGUUAAUACAUCUGCAUCUGAACGAUAUGUAUAUGUUCCACGCGAAAGAAAAUGUCCCAGGUUUUCUGGGAGAAGGUUCAAUGAUUUGUUGACAAUAGAAGAUUGGGUAGAAGAAGUACGUAGGUCUCUGAUAGUUCGUCCAGCCCCAGAGGCUGAGAAAGCUUUGUUCGUUUAUGAUCUUUUAGAUGGAGAAGCUAAGGCUGAAGUAAAGUUUCGCCCUUCUAGUGAGAGGGAUGAUCCUGAAAAAAUCUUUUCAAUCUUACUUGAUAUGUAUGGGUGUUCCCAGUCUUUGGUUGGUUUGCAGAAGCAGUUUUUCCAACGUCGCCAGCUGGAGGGAGAGUCGCUGCGCGAAUACUCGCACGCCCUCAUGGCUCUAAUGGAGGCAAUGAAGCGCAAGAACUUGCCAGGUAUUUGUAACCCAGACCACACAUUACGUGAUCAGUUUAUUGAACAUAUGCGUGAUAACACUCUUCGCAGGGAAUUGAAACGACAGGUGCGGUUAAACACUGAGAUGUCAUUUCUGGAGGUUCGUUCUGAAGCUAUACGGUGGGCCGAUGAGGGAGAAACCCCCGGUGUGAGACCUCGAGCUCAUUCUUGUGCUGCAGAUGUUCAGGUAGUGGGUACGUACAGGUCUAACCCCCCCUCCCCCAAAUUUACUAAUGAAUUGGGUGAACUAAAAGAUUGUCUCCGUAAACAACAGGUGCAAUUAGAUGCCAUUUUGAAACACUUGAGUAUAAAUCCAUCAAAUACUGUAGGGGGUGCUGUUGGCUCCCGUCCAGGGACUGCCCGUUUCCAAGCCGACGGGAAAUUUAAGGGGAGUGCCAGGAACUGGUCAGGGGCAGCUAUCUCAAGUGCAAAGUCAAACAGUGGCACAGAAUACCCCAGUGCAGUCGGAAAACUAGCACCCUCUGGUGUUGGGAGCCUGGCAUCAGAGGGGGGUUCUCUUGGCUCUAAAGGUUUACUGGAAGAAGGUUUAGUUCAGCUCAUUGGACAAUGCCCUGUAGUGGAAGUUUCUUUUGGAGGGGUGAAAACUCCUUGUUUACUGGACACUGGAUCUAUGGUGUCAAUGGUCACAGAGAGUUUCUUUGAGUCAGCAUUUCCUAUGCAUAUAAAGGAAUGUUUGAAACCUUGUAGCUGGCUGCGGUUGAAGGCUGCUAAUGGAGUGGACAUUCCCUAUUGUGGCUACGUGGAGCUAGAAGUUGAGGUUUUGGGUAAAACUCUUCCUAAGAUGGGGGUACUGAUUAUGAGAGAUCCGUUAGAUCCCCUUACACGGCAACAAAAGCUUGUAGUCCCAGGUCUCUUGGGCAUGAACAUUUUGAAUUGUUGUUAUCAAGAACUUUUUCUUCAACAUGAAGAGAGUUUGUUUUCCUCCCUUACAGUUAAACAAGCGGGGAAAGAGUGGAAGCAAGCUCUUUUAGAGUGUCAGAGCUUGGCUCUCACAGCUGAAUCAGGGUUAUUGGGGAAGGCAGUUGUAAGAGCAGGAUCAGCCAUACGAGUGCCCGCGGGUUCCCUUCAAUGGGUUCCCACAACUGGUUGUCAAGGUAUGGCUCGUGUUAUUACUUCUGUGUUCUUGGAGCCCCCAGUGGGUGAGGAAAGUGUACUACCUGCAAACAUUCUAAUUUCAAAGUGUCUUCUACCUGUAGAGCAGGGUGUAGUUUAUGUUCCUGUAGUCAAUUUGGGGGAAAAAGAUCAAUGGCUUAGGCCAAAAACCCUUUUAGGCCAGCUGUAUAGGGUCGAUCUGCAGUCAGUCUUGGAUACCGAAUUGAAAGAGAGAGUAAUUAGUCAGGAGUUUGUGAAUUGUAAUCAGGUUUUGGAAGCUGCGAGUGGGUCUUUAUCAGACCCAAUUGAGGUUACAUGGCCUUCGUUGUCCACUGCACAGUCUCAACAGGCUAAAUGCCUUUUGAACCGUUUUAGUUCUGUGUUUAGUAAAAGUGAAGGGGACUUGGGGUGUACUCACCUAGUCCAACAUGAGAUACCAGUGUUGGAUAAUGCUCCUGUUCGCCAGCGCUAUCGCCGGUUGCCCCCCUCUCAGUAUGAGCAAGUCAAAACUCAUAUUAGUGAGCUGCUGGAACAGGGUAUAGUCCGACCUAGUUGUAGUCCCUACUCCUCGCCUAUUGUAGUGGUACAAAAAAAAGAUGGCAGUAUACGUCUUUGCGUUGAUUACAGACAACUUAAUGCUAAAACUAGGAAAGAUGCUUACCCACUUCCAAGGAUAGAGGAGUCAAUUGAUGCACUAACAGGGGCUAAGUGGUUUUCUACUCUUGACUUGGCUAGUGGGUAUAACCAAGUUCCAGUGGUUGAACGGGAUAAAGAGAAGACUGCUUUCUGCACGCCUUUUGGCCUCUUUGAAUAUAAUCGUAUGCCUUUUGGAUUGUGCAAUGCACCCGGCACCUUCCAGAGGCUUAUGGAGCGGAUCUUUGGGGACCAACGUUUUCAGUCCCUGUUGUUAUACUUGGACGAUAUUGUUAUCUUUUCUGGUUCUUUCGAACAACAUCUUCAACGGUUGGAAAUGGUCUUGGGGCGUCUUGAACAGAACAAUCUGAAGCUUAAGUUUCAAAAAUGCCAUUUUUUCCAGAAAGAGGUUAAGUAUCUUGGUCAUAUAAUUUCUUCUCAUGGAGUGUCUACCGACCCAGAGAAAAUUAGUGCAGUAGCCAGCUGGAAGCGACCCAGCAACCUUUUGGAAUUGCGCUCCUUUUUGGGUUUUGCAUCAUACUACAGAAGGUUUGUAAAGGGGUUUGCUCAAUAUGCGGCACCUUUACAUAGACUAGUCGGAGAGCUUCAGGGUAAAGGAAAGAAGCGGGGGUCAGGCACUAAUACUUUGCUAGAAGGGCGAUGGUCAGAAGUUGUGGAGAAUGCCUUUGUGGUUUUAAAGAGGUCAUUGGUAGAGGCCCCAGUGCUAGGCUAUGCUGAUUUCUCUAAGCCAUUUGUGUUAGAGAUAGAUGCUAGUCAGGUUGGCCUUGGGGCAGUAUUGUCUCAGGAACAGGAGGGCCAACGGAGACCUAUCGCUUAUGCCAGUCGGGGUUUGCGCCCUGCAGAAAGGAACAUGUCAAACUACAGUUCGAUGAAGUUAGAGCUCUUGGCCCUUAAGUGGGCCGUCUCUGAGAAAUUCAGAGAAUAUUUGCUUGGGGCAAAAUUCGUGGUAUUUACAGACAACAACCCUUUGAGCUAUCUGCAGACCGCAAAGUUGGCUGCUGUAGAGCAGCGUUGGGUGUCUGAAUUGGCUUUGUUUGAUUUUGAGUUGAAAUAUCGUCCUGGCACAGCUAAUCGCAAUGCGGAUGCACUUUCCCGUCUUCCUGUAGAUCCAGCCCCUAAUAGCGUAGGAGAAGUUGUUCCUGGCAUAACUUUGCCUCGGGUACUGUCAUCAGUUCAGUGUUCAAGAUUUGUUCCCAAUUCUGCCUUAACCUCAGAAAUAGCCGCUGUGCCUUUCCGUGAAAAGGCAGAUAUGCAAGCGCUUCAGGCUACAGACCCUCACAUUGCUGCAUUUUUGAAAUAUUGGAAAAAAGGGGUGGUCCCUACCCGUUAUGAAAGAGCUAAAGAGUCCAAGGAAGUACUGGAGUUGGUUCGCCAGUGGAAGCGUGUUCGGCAAAAAGAUGGAGUUCUGUAUAGGGAAGUCUUCCUGCCUCCAGGUAAGGUUAGAGUAUUACAAGUUCUAUUGCCUGAGGCCUUAAAGAAGGAAGUUUUGGAGGGUCUUCAUGACCAUCAUGGUCAUCAAGGUGUAGAGAGGACAACCACUUUGGUGAGGGAGAGAUGUUUCUGGCCUAACUUGCGGCACGAUGUUGAGCAAUGGUGCACUAAUUGUGAGCGCUGUGUAGUUUCCAAGGCCUUACGCCCCAAAGUUCGGACGACCAUGGGGCAUUUGAUGGCUUCGAGGCCCUUGGAAAUUCUUGCAAUUGAUUUCACACUUUUAGAACGGGCAAGUAAUGGAUGUGAAAAUGUGCUCGUAGUUACAGACGUUUUUUCAAAGUUUACUCAAGCUUACCCUACUCGAGAUCAAAAGGCUAGCACUGUGGUUCGUAUCCUGACAGAGAGGUGGUUCUACAUUUACGGGGUACCGAAACGUAUCCACUCAGAUCAGGGGCGAAAUUUUGAAGGAGAAUUGCUUAAGCGAUUGUGCCACCUGUAUGGGGUUCAAAAAAGUAGGACCACCGCAUAUCAUCCUGAGGGAAAUGGGCAGUGCGAAAGGUUUAAUCGUACCUUGCACGACCUAUUGCGUACUUUGCCCAUUGAAAAGAAAAGGGUAUGGCCACAAUUUUUACCACAGUUGCUUUUUGCCUAUAAUACCUCUGCCCAUCAAUCCACUGGCUAUUCCCCUUACGAACUUAUGUUUGGCCAGAAGCCAAGGCUUCCGGUGGAUGCCCUUUUAGGGAUGGAAGAAGAUAGUGUGCCGGCGACAGCUCAAGAUUGGGUGGAAAGUCAUCGAGACCAUUUGGCUUUGGUGUAUAGUAGGGCUAGGGAACAGCUUGGAGUGGCAGCAGCCCAGCGAGCGCGCCAUUCCCCAGAUUUUGUGCCCAUUCUACCAGUAGGCACUCUGGUUCUGUGCAAAAACCAUUUCCCAGGACGUCAUAAAAUUCAAGAUGUGUGGGGUUCUAAGGUGUAUGAGGUAGUGGAGUGUUUGGAUGGUGUAGGUACUGUCUAUAAAGUAAGACAGCAGGACUCAGUAGUGCACAUGAAGAACGUUCAUCGUUCGGAGUUGCGAGAGCUCCCUGAUGGGUAUGUACCCCUGGACAAAUGUGAGGUUGAGGUGAAUUGUCCUUCAGCAAGACCACUGGAGAUUAUUCAGCAAAUGCAAUUGGCUGAGGAUGACAUGUCGGAGGAGGAGAUUAUUGUUUUGCAUGUAACCCAGGGGGGAGGUCCAUCAGUAGCGGCAGCCAGGGAAGAUCCAGGUGAGCGGGAGGUAGAGGGGUGUCUAAUCGAACAUGUCACUGACCCCCUGGAUGUCCAGUGUCCAGCAGAGCAGGUGUUUGAGUCCCCUGACUUCCUUGAACCAAUUCCUGGCCCUAGCGAUCAAUUAGAGCAGGUGGUUGAUUCCCCUGACUGUCUUGAACCAAUUCCUGGCCCUAGCGAUCAAUUAGAGCAGGUGGUUGACUCCUCUGACUUCCUUGAACCAAUUCCUGGCUCUAGCAAUCAAUUAGAGCGAGAAUUGGAGCAGGAACGGGCAGAAUUCGGUUUGCGCCGGUCGGUUCGAGCAAAGGCUGGCCAACAUUCAAAUCCAUUUAAUCUUCCAAGGCCAAUACAAUUACCAGGGAACCACGUUCCCCCGAAUUCAGUUUUGGUAAGUUCGCUAUAUGUCCCUUUUAGACCCUGGAAUUAGAAUUUGUGGGAUGGGUAUGAGUGUUAUCACCGGGACGGUGAAUUUUGAAAGAGGGGGUGGAUGUAACCGGAAUGCGCAUGCUAUGCCUUUAAGGGGCAGGUGAUGCGAUCAAACAGGUAGCCUUUAAAGUCUCGUGGGAUUUAAUGAAAUUACGUUUGUUCUCGGGUUUCGCUUGAUAAACGAGUGUGUGGGCCGUUCUCGGGCGCGUUGGAAGAACUGCUUAUGUGAUUGCUGCUCUCCACAAGUUUGAUUGUUUUGUUCGCUGACAACCUACUGAUCUGAGAGCGCUGUGUGCAUGCAUUUCUGCAUUGGGGUAACAACGUUCGCUUUUGUUCUCCACUUUAUGAAUGAGUGCGUGUGUGUGGCGUUCUUUCGCAUUGGAAGAACUGCUCAUGCGAGUGCUGCUCUCGACAAGUGGUGUGAGUAAACCCGACUCUCAUUCAUGGUAGAUUUUUUUUAAGUGUUUGUUUAAUUUUCUAUAAAUGUGUUUUAGGAUUAAGUUGUGCUGACGGCCUUUGAUCUGAAAGCGCUGUGCGCAUGCAACUCUGCGUUAGGGUUCAGUCAUCUGAGUGUGAGUGUAUGAUUAAAAUGACGAGUUGUAAUUUAUACAAAAUGUGGUAAAGUAAAAUAAAUAAAUUUAGCAUAUGUUAUUUUAGGGUAAACUUGUGUCUAUACAGAGUUACGAGUACCAGCAUUCAUGGUGGAUCCUUGGGAGUGAUUGUGUGGUAACACUUCUGCCUUUAAUGAGACUGUUACGGUUUGGUCAACAUAAUGAGUGAUAGCGUACUAUGAGACGGUAUGUGAGAAUUUUAUGUGUAUUUUAAGGUGUAAUAUGAUUGUUUUGGUGAAUAAAAAUGUGAACUGGUUUUAAUUACAGGUUUCAAAUUCUCCUUCAGUUAUUGCUACCGUUUCCUUUCCAGCUAAACUUUAUUUAGCUUUAUUUAGUUUAAAAUUGGUUAAUGUGUUUUCAUUUGAUUUAUAAUUUUUUUCUUUUUUCUUGUGCAAUCUUUAAUUAGCCGAUUGGUUUAUCACUACAUGGGAGGUCUUCUUUUGCUUUUGUGAUUUUUGGUUUUUCUGUGUUCACGUGUGGUUUGAACGUUUUGAUUCAUUUUGGUUUUGUUUCCUCCCGUGUGGCGUUACCCAGUCUAUGAUUUAAGGUUGUUUUGUUGGUUUGUUUGUUUGUUUGUUUGUUUGCUAUUAUAUCUGUAGUUUUUUUUCAGCAUUGGAUUUACUUUUCCAUCCAAAUUUACUAUUUUCUCUAAUAUUUGAAUCCUAAAUUUGGUUAUUGAAAUAUUGAAUUUAUUGCUUGUUUUGUGCUGUUUAUUUGAUUAAGCUUCUUUUGAAUUCGUUAAUUCUUUUGUUUCUUUAAAUGUUGAGUUUAAUAAUAAUUUUGUUUGUGUAAAUUGGCUUUCCUUGUCUUUAAUUUGUUUCAUUUGUUUAGUCUAAUCUUGCAAAGGUAUUAAUAUCUCAACGAGCUUUCCUGUGGAGAAGGCAUAACCCUGUUUCUAAAUAAAGAAAAGAACCGUUUUGUACUCUGGCUUCUUGUUCAUUUAUUUGGACUACCUGUGCUUAAAAUUAUUAUUAAUAGGGUCCCCUAUCCCCAGAAAGUAGGGGUGGCGUAGUCAAUCUGGUCGACAUUAUUAACAGCUACA